CACAGAAAUAAGCUCACUCAAACUUUUAGUGACUGAGCCGAACACCAGCGUGGGGUUCACAGUAAAAACACUAUGGGUAGACUAAGGACCCAACCAUCGAAGCUUCAUCGCCACUGCGAGAGCUGCCACAGCCGGCGCUGCAAGAUGGCGAUUGAGAUUUCUGUGUCAUGUGCGAUCAUGAGCUGCCGUUUGCUGUGCGGUGCUGUGUUUCACCUGUGCAAGGAAGAAGAACACAUGCUCUUGUGCCCCAAUGACAGGGUGCCUUGUCUCAAUGUCGAAUACGGCUGCCCGUUCAUCAUGUGCCGCUCAAACGUGGCUAAGCAUUUGACGGUGUGUCCUGCCAGUGUCGUCUCCUGCUCAAUGGAGUGGAACCGAUGGCCCAUUGAAGAGUCUGAGACCCCUGAGUUCUACGAGAACAUUUUGAAGGAGAACUACACUCAGGAACCUCUGGAUCUCUCGAUGGCUCUGAGAGACCAGCAGCAUCUGUUUCAUUCUCUUAAAAUGAAGACUCUCUUUCCUGAACUUAUUGAAAAAGUGGCUGAGGAGCCUUCGGUUGCAGUUCCGGAGGGGGCCGUGGGAGGGGUACCGCUCUCGAAUGGAGUCAAUGAAGCGUCUGCGUCUUCAAGUGCAGAAAUGGAAGGAGGUGGGCUCACUCAGGAGGAACGAGAGGAAUUAGCGAGGAAUCCUACUGUGGUUAAUAUCGAAAGCUAUUAUAUUUGGGAAAAAAUGUUCAGCAUGGAAUUGAGCGGCUGCAAGCAUACAAUAAAAUCUAUUGGGCAAAAUCCUGAAAACUCUCGCAAAGAAAUAAAGCCACAAGCCAACCCGAGCAGGUUGGACGUCCUACGGGAAGAGCUGUCAAGUCUUGACUCCUCUACUGACAUCCCUCAAUACAAUGCAUACGACAUGGAUGAAGACAAAUUCCUCAUAGCCACAUCCCUGUUUGCAUGUGACACGAGGCCCAAGAAGAAACUUGUCUAUCAACAUUUGGAGCCCAUGAAGAUUAAAACAGUCCGGACUUUCAAAGUCCCAACCAGCUUCAACGCCAAACAAAGUCGCAUUCGAAACCCCUCUCAUAACAAGAAGGUGAACUCAAGCGUAGACACAUCUGACCUAGGUGUUGAAAUCGAUGACAUUCCAAAAUGGGAUGAAGUUCAAGCUACUCUGUUGUGCUCUUUGGAGAGGGAACUACGGGGCCAUCUCAUAGCCGAAUCCAGGUCUACAGAUGCCCUUCUUCUGGACGUUGGAACACAGACGUAUGAUUUCUACUUGGCACCUUUCAAAGAAGAGACUUCACUGGCCGACAUCACUGCAGACCGGGCUUUGAAACUUCACGUCCACAUUCAGGCUGAGAGCGUCACCAGAAGACACAACAAAUCCAGCUCUGCGUUUACCUACCUCUGCAACCACAUAUUCAGACGGGAUGAGUUUCCGUCACACUACAAGAACGUUCACUCAGACAUCCAGAGUUGCAUCAGUGGAUGGUUUGAACAGCGAUGCCCUCUGGCCUACCUUGGCUGCACUUUUAUUCAGAGAAGGUUUCAGCCCAGCUCUCACAGAGCGACGGUUUUCUAUGACAGGGAGCUCAGCACUUUCUGUCUCCGACCGAAGGUUUCAGGCACACUGUAUGACGGUAUAAAACCGGUGACUGUGGAAAGAAAGCGUGCACGGAAUACAGACGCUCUGAGCAGGCUACCUUUUGAGGUUCUAGUCCAUGUUGCUGGAUUUCUUGAUAGCUUCACCCUGUCCCAGCUGGCUCUGGUCUCUUGUCUAAUGAGGGAGGUAUGCAGGACCUUGCUUCAUGAUAGAGGAAUGGUCUCACUGAAGUGGGAGAAGAAGGUCUACUCUCAUGGUGGAUGGUGCUGGAGAGCCAGAAAGAGGGUUUGGCAGUUUAGCAACCUGUUCUCCACUGUGGACAGCUGGUGCUUUGACAAAUUACCUCCAAUUUCUGAACAUCUAAAGGUUUGUCCAUACUACCAGAGGGAGAAUAAGACAGCACCUGUUCCUUUAACUGGUGUUAAUGAGUGCCACGAGAUAAAAGCACACAGGAAUCAGAGUCUAGUCUCCAUGUUCAUGAAAAACGAGUAGCAUUUGUAUUAUAACAAUCAAAAUAAAGUUUUUUUGUGUGUGUGACAGACUCACACAAUCAUUCAUCUAUACUGAAAUUCUGUGUUAUUUUGUGCUAUUCUGUUUGGAAUUUUAUUUUGUCAUAUGUGCAAAAAUAAAUAAAUCACCACAUUCUUUUCAGUUUUGGCAUGGAAUGAUUUUUGUGUUGAAUUUAUUAGCCUGUCCUUUCACCCAUAAAUAAAAAUUCUAUCA
This is a messenger RNA of Sinocyclocheilus grahami, 2316 nucleotides long. It is a transcript of the gene fbxo40.1, whose product is annotated as F-box protein 40, tandem duplicate 1. The transcript is spliced from 3 exons. The coding region runs from base 73 to 2085 and encodes 670 amino acids. The record is from RefSeq and is a predicted model, not a curated record. Lineage: Eukaryota; Metazoa; Chordata; Actinopteri; Cypriniformes; Cyprinidae. Gene Ontology annotation, cellular component: cytoplasm. Gene Ontology annotation, molecular function: zinc ion binding; ubiquitin protein ligase activity; protein binding.